CUUCACGUGCUACAUGCUCUGCAUUGCUCAGUCCUUCCUGUUUUAGACAUUUUAAGGAGCAAGCAUCACCUGGACUGUCGCAUUUACUGAUGAUGGUACAUCUGAGUGAUAUUUGGGGGAAGAGGACUCAUGAUCUCUCAUCUCUGUGCUGCCACACCAGCCCUGUACAUAUUGUGGAUCAUAAUGGCCCAGAUAGCUGCUGGCCAGGAGGACAGAGAGAAAACUACAGCACUCAAAGAUUUGCUGUCAAGAAUAGACUUGGAUGAACUGAUGAAGAAAGAUGAACCUCCAUUCACUUUCCCCAAAACAUUGGAGGAGUUUGAAUAUGCCUUCAAUGAAUAUGGCCAGCUCAGACAUUUAAAAACCGGAGAGCCUUUUGUAUUCAAUGCCAGAGAGGAUCUCCACCGCUGGAACCAGAAACGCUAUGAAGCUCUUGGAGAGAUCAUCACGCAGUACGUUUAUGAGCUGUUGGAGAAAAAGUGCAACAUGACCAAACAAAUCCUUCCGGAAGAACGUACGGAUGAUGAACCCACCAGUUUUAUCUACCUGAGCCCUGAUGCCUUGUCCAACCCUUCGAAGCUGCUGGUGCUGAUCCAGGGCAGUGGUGUGGUGCGCGCUGGUCAGUGGGCCCGUAGACUCAUCAUCAACCAGGACCUGGACUCAGGGACACAGAUCCCGUUCAUCACCAGAGCCAUGGAGGAGGGCUACGGUGUGAUGGUGCUCAAUCCCAAUGAGAACUACCUGGAGGUGGAGAAGUCAGCCAUGUCCUCUCCCCUGCCCUCUCCUACCGAACCCUCUGACGAACCUGCAGAGAAGAGGGAGCGCAAGGAUGAUAAAGAGGGCAAAAAGAAGAGAGAAUUUUAUGAGAAGUAUCGAAACCCACAAAAGGAGACAGAAACUGAGCGGAUCCCUAUACGGGAAAACAGUUCCUCCGAGGAACACGUGCUGUACGUGUGGGACCACUUUGUGUCCCAAGCCAAAGCCAAGAAUGUCUUCAUCAUGGCCCACAGCUACGGAGGGCUGUCUUUCGUUGAGCUGAUGAAUCAGAGGGAAAUCGAGGUGAAGGAAAAGGUUUGUGCUGUUGCUCUGACUGACUCGGCUCACAAUAUCUGGCUGCAGGAGACCAGCAAAGGCACACAGGAUUGGAUGCAGCAGCACUGUUGCAACUGGGUAUCGAGCCCAGAGCCUGUGGACACACUGCUGGAUCCCAUGCUGCGAGACUGCCCCAGGGUCUCUGCAGGCACAGAGCGGCAUGAGCUGACCUCCUGGAUGAGUUUCGACUCCAUCUUCAGGUUCUUCAAUAAAAGCCUGGAGGCGAAAGAGGAUGAGGAGGCGGAGGAGACCUCCAACGCUGUUACCACACGCAGCAGCUCCCUCAAAUACAAACACCAAGAUUUGUAGAGGAUAGACAAAAAGGACUUGGAACGAGGCGAGAUGGAGUUGUGUGGCAGGGGAUCAGAGAGGGGGAAUGCAGAAAGGGAGGCUACGGUUCCAGAUCCUCUCUGCUAUUCUUAGCUUCCCAUCUCCGUCUGUAACCUCCCAUCUUUUCUCCUCACCCUUCUCCCUGAGUGUCAUUCCUCCCUUCCAGCUCUCCCUGGCUGUGCAAACACACAGCCGUGUUGUUGUAAGAGAUGAGUACAGGGUCACCAUGUAUACAUCACAAUAACGUUUUGCAUUACUUCUAGAUGAGCACAACUGUCAAAGCAAUAUGGGCCUGAGUGUUAGCGCUUCCCGUGGGCUGUGGCCUGGCUGCGGGUACGGGCCAUGGCAGCAGAGAUUAAGGCUGACAGGCGCUGUGCACAAUGCACUGUGGUGCACCUCUAAUUGUCCUGACAUCAGCCUGAACUGAGCUAAUGCCCCGCCUGCCCUCCAGUCUGCACUGCUCAGUCUCUCCCUCCUCUCCCCCCUGGUCCUAAAGCAUGGGCUACUUACCCUGACAUCAGCGCAUGCUGUAAGGUAUCCUCUGCUGAGGUUCAUUAUCAAGCUGACUAGUGUACAUCUUCUUUUUUUUAAUCCCUUGCCCUCCAAAAAUGUUAUUUCUUUCACAGAGUGAACACAUUCUCUUAACUGGGGACCAUUUAUUUUGUUUCAAUGAUGGGUGUUUGUGUUUUAACGUUUCCUCUUUAUCGUCUAACUCCUCUGCACAUGAAGUCUGAUUUAAAAGCUUUUUUUUUUUUACUUUUAGCUUAGUGUAAAAUGUAGUUCAAACCUGUGCCAUAUAUUUUGGGGAUUGCACAGUUAGAAUAAGAGAUAUUUUUUAAAUGUAUCAACUUUGAGCUAAAUAUAAAUGCAAUGUUUAAUACAAACAUUCCCACUAUUCCAUUUUUAUUUGUAUUUUGUGCCAAUACUUCAGUUGUGAGUGUUUACUUUAGAAUAUCUCUAGGAUUGAUUUGCAGAGCUGUGGAGAGUGCGCUUCUAUGUGUUUAUUAUAAAUAUGUCUUUUUUUUCAAUUUGAUAUCCUUGAAAUUGAUGUCUCCGGAUGAUUGGAUGUGAUGAAACAAAUAAAACAAACACAUCUGUGCUGAAUAUGAAAAAUUCAGGACACUGAGCAUAUUUAAAAUUACUUAAAGUCAAGCAUCAAAAUGGGUUUGCGGGAUAUCUCAUUUUAACAGAAGCCAGAAGUCAGCUCAAAACUCUCAUAAAGCCUCAAUAUAUCACCUUACAUGUGUCAGGAAAUCCAAGAUUUCAAUAUUAUUCUAAGCCUGAAUGAUAUUUCCUUAGAUGUUGGAGAAAUGUAACAUAUCUUUUUUCACCCCUUUUUCCUCCCUCUAAAGUACUCUUCUUGUGUACUUAAAAGUGACAAAGUCAGCUCCCUGCUCAGCUGUAUAAUCUGACUAAAUGACACAAACAUAAUAAAAAAAAUCCUCAAGGCUGGUGUGCUUUAUAAACCACUCAAGGCUUAAUGGAAUACAUUUCUAAUGCGUCAUGACAUUAGUUAAAACUCAAACUGGUACUAAAUCUUAUGAUACCUUAGACAUCUUUCUCAAAUACAUAUUCCAGUCUUUUCUUCAAAUAGUUCCCAUUGUUUAACUUUUACACUGUGAAAUCCUGCCCCUCCUGUGUGUAUGGUUUAAGGCUUUUGUAGAUUAUCUUCCUGCUGUAAUGAGACAACUGUGGCUGAUGGUUGCAGGCCUAGUUUUCUUUUAAUGUGAUUCAGAUCUCUCCAGGUUUUAGCAAAGAAGUUGGUUUAUUAUUUGACUUGAUGAGUUUCGUUUCAAGAUACCAUUGCUCAUCUUUUCUGCUUUCAGCUACAAUCAGUUCAUUUUUCCCUCUAUAAUUUGUAUAUUGUUGCCUUAGGAAUAAACAAGACUCUGUUCACUGUUUUUAAUAAUAUCGAGCAAGCCAUAUGUGAAUGGAACUAAAGAUGUAAGAGCAAUUUAUAAUCCACAGCAGUGUGCAAAUAAAGGGGGACUAAUUUUGACAAUUGCUCUUUAAGACUUUUUUUUCAGGUGUUGUAUUGGUUUCAGAAACAUGCAUAUUUUUGUUUAAUUGCAAAAGUAUUUGGAUUUGAACUGCAAGUGUACUGCCCGAUCACAUAUUUUUCUAAUGUUUCCAAAUGUGUGUCUCAUUCUGUUUUGAUCCAUUUUAGUUUUAAAAGUCUUUAAUAAUUAUUUUAAAGUUGAUUUCAUUUUUUUAUUAUUUUAUUAAAGCUCUGGGAAGCAAAUAAAAUUAACUUUAGCAUCUUACUGUUUAUACUCUGCCUACAUAUUUGUUAUUACUUUAUUAUUGAUUUGUAUUUCGUGUUGCUCUUUAUUCCCUCGUGUUUUACCUGCAGGUGUAGAUUACUGAUGCCGGUGCAGAACACUGCACGUUAGGAAUGUGUUGAAAAAUAAAUCAGCAGUGCUAGAAAGUCAGGUAUGAUUGCAUCGAAGAGAGACAGUGAGAUGCUCCCUUAAGUGUAAAGUGAGUGCUGCGGGACGAGAGAGUGGAGCAGCGGGUUAAAAAUGACUUGAGUACUCAUCUCACUUGACUCCUGAAAGCUAACCGAGGCGGAAGAUAACUAACCGGCAUUUGCUGCCAUACGAACGACUAUUGGCAAGUGUCCUUUGUUAUGUUUCUAAACUAUCCAAAAAAACUAAUUUCACUUGAUUUCAGCGUUAACUGUAGCAGGGUAUUCUGAAAGAGCAAUAUCUUUAAAACGAUUCUCGUCAGCGUGUAGCCUGAAUAAGUCACUCAAGUGUGUCAAAAGGAAAACAAACUAUAAACAGUAAUUCUCCUCUUUUUGGUCAUUAAUUUUGGCAAAGUGAGCCCCCCUCCAACUCAGCGAGGUUUUACAGCAUCAUUUGUUUUCACACGGUGAAACCGAUCAGGUCAUUAAACGCCCCCUCAAUAAAUCUUUAGAAAUCUUUUCCAUUAACCCCUGAACAACAAGUGGAACCAGGCGAGUCCCCCUCUCACCGUGUCAGGCCGCUGAUUAAAGAGAAGCAUUCAAUCUCUCUCACACACACACACAAUACUCAACGUUCUGACUUAAAUGUGUUUAAGACAUUUUUAUUUGAAGACAAACUAAUUUACAAAUGAUGCGAUAUUGAGAGAGAAUAUUUCGAAGCCUAUUAAAUGAGAAUUUCCGGAGUUUUAAUUAAAUAACCUGCCUUCUGUCCACAGGAAUGAUGUAGUGGUAGGCUUCUUUAAAUGAUGACCUCCAGGCAACGAUCAUCAAAGACAUACGACUAAUACUACAUAGCAAAAUGAAUUAGAUAUUCGGUCAGGAAUUAUGGUAUGCCUUAAGACGUGUUAGCUAUCUGUGAUUAAAGUUUUGCAAAUGUG
Eleginops maclovinus (Patagonian blennie) is the source of this 4767-nucleotide messenger RNA. It is a transcript of the gene arb2a, whose product is annotated as ARB2 cotranscriptional regulator A. Gene Ontology annotation, molecular function: siRNA binding. Bases 130 to 1401 code for a protein of 423 amino acids. Gene Ontology annotation, cellular component: nucleus. NCBI's taxonomy places the organism in Eukaryota, Metazoa, Chordata, Actinopteri, Perciformes, Eleginopidae. The transcript is spliced from 11 exons. Gene Ontology annotation, biological process: regulatory ncRNA-mediated heterochromatin formation. The record is from RefSeq and is a predicted model, not a curated record.